This is a messenger RNA of Drosophila innubila, 735 nucleotides long. Its product is annotated as gamma-glutamylcyclotransferase-like. The coding region runs from base 20 to 685 and encodes 221 amino acids. The record is from RefSeq and is a predicted model, not a curated record. The transcript has 2 exons. Gene Ontology annotation, molecular function: gamma-glutamylcyclotransferase activity. NCBI's taxonomy places the organism in Eukaryota, Metazoa, Arthropoda, Insecta, Diptera, Drosophilidae.
GAGAACGUUGCUUCCAAUUAUGAAUUUUUUUAAUCAAAUAAAAAUGAAUAUAUUAAUUUCGUCGAUCUUGGCAAUUAUCACUUUGGCUGGAGGGGAAAAAAUCGCCGAGGUCGACGUAGUUAAAAAAUUGCCAGAGAUGCAUGGCGAUAAAUUCUAUUACUUUGGCUUUGGCAGCAAUAUGUUGGCCAAACGAAUCCAUGUGCAGAAUCCAACUGCAGUGAUAAUGGGUCCAGCUCUAUUGAAAGAUUACCGCGUGGACUUUGCCACUCCCAACAAGUUGUGGAUGGGAGCGGGGGCCACCAUUGUGCCCGAUCCGAAAAGCCAAACUUGGGGCACCCUUUGGGAGAUCGAUCUGUCUAAUCUGCCGGACAUAGACAAUCAGGAACGAGUCCAUGUUGGCUGGUACAGACCUCAAACCGUACAAGUGGAGUACAAUAACGAAAAGAUCCCAGCACGGCUUUAUGUAAUAGUAGAUGAGCCGGAGGGUAAUGUACAUGAUAUGCCACCAAAUGAAGUGCCCGAAGAUCGACAACCCUCAAAGACCUAUCUCAAAGUUCUGGUCAAGGGUGCCAUCGAAAGCGGCAUUCCCGAGCAUUAUGUAAAAUGGCUAAAAGGAUUUAAGCACAAUAACCAAACUGUCGCGGAGUUUGAGGAACGUUUUGAGCUGCAAUCUAUGGAGUUAUAAGAAAUAAAACAUCACAUAUUUCCAUAUAUAAUAAAGCAUUGAAAUUUAAA